ACUAUCAAGCUUCACUACUGGAAACUCUCCACGCCGUAACAGUCACUCUGAAUGGCAUCUUCACUCACACCCUGAUUCAAAUCUCAACUCACCAGAACCCACCAGCCUGAAUGAGGCGCAAGAAAACCCACGCCUUCACUACAGCCGCCUGCCGCUCCUCGGCUCGCCAUUUCAGACUCAGCACCGACCAUAACUAUUUCUCACCAACACCGCCUUCCGCCUCCAUCCUCCCCAACCAAUAGAGCCUAUUUCCCGCACCCGGCGACAAACCGAUAUCGCAGUCACGAACAGAACAGCAAUGCGCAAAAAGCCCACACCCUCACCCCCCAGCUCCGACAAGCCCGGCAGCACCACGCCACGCGUCGCCGCGAAGGAAAUAACCUCCGUCGUCUUCGGCGGACAGUUAAUCGCGCCCUGGUACCCGUCCAGCUACCCUUCUAAGCUCCUCGGCGAUGCCAGCUUCAAGAAUGGUCGGCUGUACGUAUGCGAGCACUGCUUUAAGUACACGCCGGAUGUAGCGCGCGCGUUGGGACAUCAGAAGUUUUGUACGUUGGCAAGAGGAGAGAUGUUGGGCACGCUGAUGUAUUCCCACGGCGGGUGCGAUAUCUACGAAGUGGAUGGAGCAGAAGAGCCCCUCUUUUGCCAGAGCCUCAGUCUCUUCGCCAAAUUCUUCCUCGACACAAAAGGCGUCUGCUACGAAACACGGUCGUUCUUAUUCUACACGCUUAUCGGCACCUGCGGAACCACGGGACGCAAACGCGUACUCGGCUUCUUCUCAAAGGAGAAAAUCUCGUGGGACGACUACAACCUCGCGUGUAUACUUGUCUUCCCACCCUUUCAGAAGAAAGGUUUGGGCAAGCUCCUGAUUGCGUUUUCGUAUGAGCUGUCGAGAGGCGCGGGAAAAAUGGGGUCGCCGGAGAAACCGCUAUCGGAUUUGGGCCAUAAAGGAUAUAUUGCCUACUGGUCCACCUGCAUUGCGAAGGUAAUCCGCGACUCGGAGAAGGAUAGUAUCAGUAUAAACGAUCUGUCGAAGGCGACGUAUAUACAGCCGGACGAUAUCAAGGCGGCACUCGACAGCAUGGGGGUGAUCCAAAUGGAUCGUUGGAGACACGAGGUCGACGAGGCGUAUACUAUUAAUCCCGAGGGGAUGAUGGUGAGGCAGUGUUAA
Tricharina praecox is the source of this 1168-nucleotide messenger RNA. RefSeq names its product acyl-CoA N-acyltransferase. Gene Ontology annotation, biological process: regulation of DNA-templated transcription. Gene Ontology annotation, molecular function: histone acetyltransferase activity. Bases 299 to 1168 code for a protein of 289 amino acids. The transcript is spliced from 5 exons. Lineage: Eukaryota; Fungi; Ascomycota; Pezizomycetes; Pezizales; Pyronemataceae. The record is from RefSeq and is a predicted model, not a curated record.